Eruca vesicaria subsp. sativa (arugula) is the source of this 204-nucleotide messenger RNA. The record is from the annotation of a GenBank genome assembly. Lineage: Eukaryota; Viridiplantae; Streptophyta; Magnoliopsida; Brassicales; Brassicaceae.
AUGUCUAGCAACAGCCAGAGCAUGAGCUUCAACGCUGGUCAAGCUAAAGGCCAGACCCAGGAGAAAGCAAGCAACCUGAUGGACAAGGCCUCCAAUGCUGCCCAAUCUGCUAAGGAAUCUCUCCAAGAGGGUGGACAGCAGCUGAAGCAGAAGGCACAGGGUGCGAGUGAGACCAUUAAGGAAAAGACCGGUCUGAACAAAUGA